Messenger RNA from Triplophysa dalaica, 3944 nucleotides. It is a transcript of the gene arhgap17a, whose product is annotated as Rho GTPase activating protein 17a. Gene Ontology annotation, molecular function: GTPase activator activity; protein binding. The record is from RefSeq and is a predicted model, not a curated record. NCBI's taxonomy places the organism in Eukaryota, Metazoa, Chordata, Actinopteri, Cypriniformes, Nemacheilidae. Gene Ontology annotation, biological process: regulation of Rac protein signal transduction; regulation of actin cytoskeleton organization; positive regulation of GTPase activity. Gene Ontology annotation, cellular component: cytoplasm; intracellular anatomical structure; cytosol. The transcript is spliced from 20 exons. Bases 88 to 2652 code for a protein of 854 amino acids.
ACGCGACUUCGCAAGGAUCGUUCGGCUGAUGAGGCAUCGACGAACACACUGUCCACGUCUUAAAAUCUGGUUUUUGAGGCCGAUAAAAUGAAGAAACAGUUCAAUCGGAUGAAACAGCUCGCCAAUCAAACCGUUGGCAGAGCAGAGAAAACAGAAGUCCUCAGUGAUGACCUGUUGCAGAUUGAGCGCCGUAUGGAGCUGGUGCGAGUGGUUUCACACAACACGCAUAAAAAAAUGGCGUCAUGUUUGCAGGGGCAGAUCGGCACAGAUGCUGAGAAGAGACACAAAAAGCUUCCACUGACUGCUUUAUCGCAGGCUAUGCAGGACGGUGGGAGUCAGCUGGGGGAGGAGUCUCUGAUUGGGAAAAUGAUGGAUUUGUGCGGAGAUGCGGAGAACAGACUGGCGUCUGAGCUGAUGCAGCACGAGGUGCAGAUUGAGAAGGACAUCUUGGACCCUCUCAAUCAGCUAGCAGAGCUGGACAUUCCUAACAUCCUUAAACAGAGACGGCAGUUAGCCAAGAUGGUGCUGGACUAUGACUCUGCCCGAGCAAGGUGGUUGCAGGCGACCAAGUCGAUAAUCUCAGGAACAAACACACAAGCACUGACAGCCAAAGCGGACUCGCUUAAAGAAGAGGUUGAUGAAGCUAUGAACAAAAUGGAGCUGUGUAAGGAUCAGCUCUCUGCAGACAUGUACAAUUUCUUCUCAAAGGAGGCAGACUAUGCCCGAUAUUAUGUUAUGUUAUUAGAGGGACAAGCGGAUUACCACCGAAAAUCUCUCACCUUGCUAGAGAGCAUCCUGCCCACCAUUCAAGCUCAACAAGAUUCAUGGACUGAGAAGCCAGCGUUUGGUACAGCCCUGGAUGAGCACCUGAAGCGCAGUGGCAGAGAGAUAGCGCUCCCAUUAGAGGCCUGCGUCAUGAUGCUACUGGAGACUGGAAUGAAAGAGGAGGGUCUUUUCCGAAUAGCAGCAGGAGCCUCUAAACUGAAGAAGCUGAAGGCAGCACUGGACUGCUUCACCUCACAGCUGGAGGAGUUUUACUCCGACCCACAUGCUGUUGCUGGGGCAUUAAAGUCAUAUCUGAGAGAAUUGCCUGAACCUUUGAUGACGUACCAGCUGUAUGAUGAGUGGACACAGGCAUCCAACAUCCCGGACCCAGAUAAACGGUUACAAGCUUUGUGGGUCACCUGUGAUCAGUUACCAAAAAACAACAAGGCAAACUUCAGAUACCUUGUUAAAUUCCUUGCUAAGCUCGCACAGGAAAGUGACGUCAACAAAAUGACCCCCAGCAAUAUUGCCAUUGUCCUUGGACCUAAUCUACUGUGGGCCAAAACUGAAGGGAGCCUUGCAGAAAUGGCUGCUGCAACUUCUGUUCAUGUGGUGACGAUAAUUGAACCCAUCAUUCAACAUGCAGACUGGUUUUUCCCCGAAGAUGUGGAUUUUAACGUAUCUGGUAUGUUUUCAAUGCCCGCACCCCUGCCGAAUAAUGUCAACCACCUGACCCCACCCGAUUAUGACUCGGGCACUAUAGAGAGAAAGAGACCUGGUAGCAUGGUGUGUCCCGAUGGUGAAGUACCUCGAAAAGACAGCUCUGCUUAUAAAUUAAUGGACCACAUUCCUCGUAGAGGCUAUACUGUACUUAGAAAGCAGCACGCUUCACCUGCCUUCCAGCCCCCACUCCCCCCGGUGGAGCCUGCAGGUACUGCAGGGAGUCAGCCUGUGGCUGAACUCUCGCUCCAGCAGCCUGCGCAGGCAGGUCUGGGUUUAGAGGGUUGUCAGCCUGGGCUGGCUCUGGGGAUGGCUGCCCUGGCAGCAGCACAGCAGCUUCUAGCCCAGCAUACUGAGGAAAUAAGUUUGAAUAGCCGAGAGCCUGCGUCAACUCCUCCAGCUCAGCGCAAUGGCACUGGAGGAUCAGGACAACUGAGUGUGGGGACCCCUGUGGCUGGAUCUACAGGACCCAGUCCUCACAUGGCCCGCCGGGGUACAAAAAAGCCUGCCCCAGCUCCUCCUAAACCACCCAACCCACCACCAGGGCAACCAACCAAUCAGGCACCACCCCAAACCUCUACAGCCACCCCUCAAUCCCUUAGCCCCUCCCCUAGACCACUCUCUAGUUACUCACCCACCAAUCUGAGCCCCACACAACCACAGGCUCAAACCAACACAACUCCACGGCGGCACUCAAGCAACCAGCCUCUAAUCCAGGCCCCAAAUCACCCACCCCCCCAGCCUCCCUCACAAGCCACCCCACCUCCCCAAUCCAACGCUUUUGGGUCGAAUCCUGAUGACCCAGGAGACGACCCUUCUCCUCCAAGCACACCCACCCCACCAAGCACGCCUCCACCCAUAGCGGUCUUUCCCGACAGUAUUGGCAUCACGACAGUACCCGCCGCUGCCCCGGUGUUUCAGUCAGGGUCUCUCCCUCGCCCGAGGCCGGUGCCUAAACCACGCAACAGACCCACCAUUCCCCCUCCUCCUCAGCCUCCGGCAACAGGAAGUGACAGCAAUGGAAUUUGCAGCUCUUCCUUCAAAACAAUGGAUUCGGGGAUGACUUUUAAAGGUCUAAGCCGAGCCUUUGUUCCUGACAUCGCUGUUGAGAAACCUGUUACCCAACUCAAGGACACAGAUCUGGACACGGAGAGCACUGUUCUUUAAAGAUGGCCUUGAAUCUGUCACCCUUUUUUUGCUUGAAAGGCUGCUCCUCACACCAUUACCAAAGUGUUUAUCGUCUUGGCUGUACUCUUCUAAUACUCUCAGCUUUAGGCAAUCCCGGUGGCACCAGGAAAACUGCCCCCCAGCACACCUUUUAAAAGCUGCCCGUUUAUUGCUACGGCAGGAUAAAAAACCUGUGUUGCAUGAGGAAUGUUAAUGUAAGGGACUGGUAUGUAUGGUAAUGGGGGAACAAUUGAAUUGUUGUGAGGUAGAUGUAGGUGAGUCUUAAAAUGGCCUUAACAGAUAUACAGAGCAAAUACUCAAAUGAAUAUGUGGAAGAUGAAAACUGUGGCUUUAUGAAUUGCCUGUGACUGCAGGUCUCCAGUCUGAACGCAUAUAUUAUGUGUGGGAAAAACCAUCAGUACAUUCCUAGAAGUUUGUCUUUUUUCAUGCAAUAUAUUGGUUUAAGGUGUAUAAAAAUGCCUAAGGAUACAUUUUUUGCACAGUUUAUGACGUCAUACUGGGGCAUUUAUAUGACUGGACCGAGAUAAAAUUAUGUGUCACUCUACACUUUGUAACAAGAAUACUGACCUGCAUAUGUCAAAGACAUUUCCGAUUUUUUCGAAUGAAAAAGGUCAACGCAUGUACUUAAGUGAUAUUCUGCAAUGGAAUUCAUAUAUUAUGGCUUUGUUUGUGUUUACCAGGACAAGAAAGUUUUUUGUUUCCCUCUUUUUAUUGCAGACAUGGUACCAAAGUGGGGAGAAUGUGCCACUUGGUUAUUCUUCAGUUGUAAUUUAGCUAAGAGCUGACAUUAUUGCUUACAUUUUUCUUGUAUAGUUUUUCUCAACACUGUUAUCAGUAUAAAAAAUGUUGUGUUGAGAUUGUGAUUUAGACUAGGUAAAUGGCUGUCUGAUCGCAAGAACCAACCAACGCCUAUGACUAGCACUGCUGAUGUACAAGCUGAUAUACGCUGCUCUUUGUUUGUUUGUUUAUUCUCACACUAUUAGGAUCUGUUUUCAUAUGAGAGAAAAAUGUAGGCAAUCGUGACCACUGUUAGCAUAUAUUUUCUCUUGCCUUUACCGUGCUGCCUUACCUAAGUACACUUACAAGAGCUACUUUACAAAGGGUUGGAAAAUAAACCGACUUUACACUUAUGAAACUAUAAAUGUUGAUGGUGUAUUUAAAGAGGUUAGAGGCUUUGUGCCUGAAGACUUUGUCUUUAAGGAAUUUAAAUAAAGAUUUAAAAAAUGCAUGGUAUAACUGCUUCGAACGGAAUUAAAAAAGUGAAACAGGAA